Molecule: messenger RNA, 1159 nt
Organism: Vidua chalybeata
Lineage: Eukaryota; Metazoa; Chordata; Aves; Passeriformes; Viduidae
Gene: SOCS1
Product: suppressor of cytokine signaling 1
Exons: 2
Coding region: 250-873 (207 amino acids)
Biological process (GO): intracellular signal transduction; phosphatidylinositol phosphate biosynthetic process
Cellular component (GO): phosphatidylinositol 3-kinase complex
Molecular function (GO): 1-phosphatidylinositol-3-kinase regulator activity
Source: RefSeq, a predicted model, not a curated record
GGAGUCGCUCGCCCGCCCGCCCCGCGGCAGCCCCGGCUCGCCGCGGCGCCAGGCAGGGCCCCCGCCGGAGGAUGCUCGACCGGCCCCCGGGGCCAGGACCGGGACUAGCAGCAGGACUGGGACUGGCAGCGUGUGCUGCGCUCCGGGGACGGCCCCCACCCGCGGCACCCCGAGAGUAGCUGCUGGAAGGCCGCCCUGCCGUAGCCGCUGACGCUAUGGAAGACCGCAUCCGCUGCUCUCGGCUGUAGGAUGGUAGCGCACAGCAAGGUGUCAGCAGAUAAUGCACUUGGAGCAGACCCAAGAAGGCUUCUUGACCCUCCGGCACGGGAUUGCUCACAGGCACGAGGCUUCCAGGGCCCCGGCCGGCCCGGCACUGUGCAGGCACAGGGCAACACACACUUCCGAACCUUUCGCUCCCAAGCGGAUUUCAGUAGCAUCACUCGAGCCAGCAGCCUGCUGGAUGCCUGUGGCUUCUACUGGGGGCCUCUGACUGUCAGUGCUGCCCACGAGAAGCUGAAGCCUGAGCCCGAGGGCACCUUCCUCAUCAGGGACAGCACGCAAAAGAAUUGCUUCUUUGCCAUCAGUGUUAAGACUGCAACUGGACCCACCAGUAUCCGGAUUAACUUUCAGACUGGGCGUUUCAGCCUGGAUGGCAGCAAAGAGACUUUUGACUGUCUUUUUAAGCUGCUGGAACAUUACCUAAGCUCCCCGAGGAAGGUACUGGUUGCCCCCCUUCGCAAGGUCCGGGUGCAGCCACUGCAGGAGCUCUGCCGGAAAAGCAUCGUGAAGACUUUUGGAAGAGAGAACUUAAAUCAGAUCCCACUCAAUCCUGUUUUAAAGGACUACCUGAAAUCCUUCCCAUUUCAGAUAUAAGUGCAGCAUUAACUGUAUAGGGACACAUUAGACAUGUGUAACGAAAUCCAUCUUCCUGGGUUUUUAAAUAUGUUUGACAGUGAGCGAACUUAUUUUUGUAGCAGUUUACUGUAUUUUGCGAUGGAACCUGAACACUUGACUUCUUAUGUUUACAAAAACUGUUUGCACAAACCUGGGGUUUUAAAACCCUGGCAUAAUUUUUCUGCCAAGCAGAAUAUUUUACUAUUUUAUAAUAUUUUUAAUGAUAUUAACAUAAUAAACAUUAUUGUCACAGUUUUUAAAAAAA